Molecule: messenger RNA, 982 nt
Organism: Thermothelomyces thermophilus ATCC 42464
Lineage: Eukaryota; Fungi; Ascomycota; Sordariomycetes; Sordariales; Chaetomiaceae
Exons: 2
Coding region: 138-848 (236 amino acids)
Source: RefSeq, a predicted model, not a curated record
CACUGCACCGCGUGAUGAUGGAGAGGAAAGUUUGAGAUCGCCCGGCUAACGCGACGACCAAACCACGGCCGCCCCGUCUUCCCCCUUCAGCAGCGCUGGCCCUCCUAGACGCCGAGAUCGGGGGCAGCGAGCUGCUCAUGAGCAUCGCGCCGCUGCGGCUCAUCUCGGUGGGCGGGUCGCUGGCGGUGCGCGUGUGCCUCAACCGCGAGGCCUCGUUCGACAUCGACUGCAUGCUGGACCCCCACCUGGCCGCCGCCGCCGACUACCUGGCCGAGUUCGAGGCGGCCGUGUCGCAGGUCGCCCAGCGGGGCGGCUACGCCGACGACUGGCUCAACCGCGAGGUCGAGCUCUUUGUCGCAAAGAACCGCCGCAUGGCCCUCUUCCUCGGCUCCGUCCAGCAGGGCAUCACCAUCUACGAGGGCCGCAACCUCAUCAUCUACGCCGGCCGCCUCGACUGGGCACUAGAACGCAAGCUGCGCCGGGUCGCGCACGCCCGCGGCCGGCGGGGCAACAAGGACGUCGACCUGUCGGACGCGGCCGCGCUGGUCCGGCUGAUGCGGCGGCCGGGCAACAAGCCGCCCCUCAGCUUCCAGUACGUCCGGGGGCUCAACCUCAACGGCUUCGACGUGCCCCCCACCGACGACGCCAUCCGCGAGGUGGCCGACUACUACGCCCGCACCUACGGCGAGGUCGGCAUCGCCGACAUGACCUGGGACGCCGACGCGGCCAAGUGGAAGUACCGCGGCCUCGACGGCGCCUGGGUCUGGGUCGAUGAAGGCGCUUUCAGCGGGGUGAGGGGUUGGAUGGACAUGAUCAAGGGAAAGGGGGGCCCUGUCAACGGGGCGUAGGCAGGCCCAGGAGGUGCAACAGAAUCUAAUCUGAUUGUUCUUUCUUAAUAUAAUCUUCUUUUUUUUUUCGUAUUUUUGUUUUUUCGCCUUUUUCUGUUCUCUUUCUUUUCCUUCCUCUCUUUCUUUCUUAACAG